UGUGUAUAUAUAUAUAUAUGUGUGUGUGUGUUGUAUCUCUAAUGUCAGUCACAGAUAAUUGGAUCCUCAUUAAUGAAACUGUAAAUACAGAAUAAAUGAUCUCGCCUCCUCCGGAAAUGAAUACACGAUGUGAAUAUCAGUUAAUAAUCCGUCAGUUCAGUGUGUAAGUGAUCCGAUGAGCUGCCAGUAAUUAACAUCAGUGUGACGUUCCUCAGAGAUUCAUUACAACAGUUCAUAUGGACAUCAGCGUGUGACGGAUGAGUUCAGUGCACAUGUUUCUCUGCAGGAUGUGUAAGAGACAUCUUCAGGAGGUUCUCUCACUGGUUCUGCUGGUGCUGUUCAUGGUGGCUCUUCUGGGACUUCCAGCACAAUCCGAAGAGCAUCAAGCGCUGUAUCACGUGCGGACGGGCACGUGUGAGGUGGUGGCGUUACAUCGAUGCUGCAAUAAAAACAAGAUUGAAGAACGAUCACAGACCGUCAAAUGCUCGUGUUUCCCAGGACAGGUCGCGGGAACGACCCGAGCGGCUCCUUCCUGCGUCGACGCGCUGAUCGUGCAGCAGAAGUGGUGGUGUCAGAUGCACCCGUGUCUGGACGGAGAGGAGUGUAAAGUGCUGCCGGACCUGAAAGGAUGGAGUUGUGCGACUGGAAAUAAGAUCAAGACCACAAAGAUCUCCUCGGACCAGGAUCAGCUCUGGUGACCGCUGGAAACCAGAUACAGACGUAUAGAGACGCUCCGUGUCCGUCACACCUUUACUCAUGGAAUUAUUCAGACAUGGAUCAGAAACUCCUGGAGAUCAGAGGUUUGAUCUUUUGUGAAUUGGGAAUAUGCUGGGAACAGAGUUGGCUUUACAGCACAAGAGAUGAGGAGAGAAUUCCUGUUUCAACAUCUGUGUGGAUUAAUACAUGUAUGAUGGAUUACAGAGAUACUGUUUGACACGUGCGUCUCUCACAACUGCAGUGAUGUUUUGCCUCAUUAAAGAUGACGGAGGAUUCAGAUAAUUGGGAUAAAUGGUUUGAUUCAAAGUGUUGGGAAAGUUGCAUUCAUAUGGCCAAUAAAGGUCAUGAAACUUUGUCAGAUUUAAAGACAAAUAUUGCGCUUUUGUUUCUGUAUUUAUUAAAAUUCUCAUAUGAAUGUUCAUGUAUCUUCAUAUUGCUUUGCGCAGGAAUGCAUCAUAUCAGUUAAGUUAAUAACAUUAAUACAGACUAUCGUUACAGGUUUAGUGUGAAAGUUUCCUUUAACUAUGAAGCUUUUUGCGGUGUAUAAAUGAUGAAAUAUGCUCAUAAUAAACUAUGAUUGUCUUCAUAUAUCAGAGCUAAAUAUUUCUUUUGUACAUGUCUGAUCACUAAAGGCCGUCUGUGCUCCUCAGAGCAUGUUAAAACAGUGUGUUAAUGAAUAAUAAUUUGUCACAGGUGAGGUGGGCGGGACAGGAAGUCUUUAAAUGGUUCUCAGGUGCCGCUUGAUUAAAUGUACACACGUUGUGUGUUGGAAACGCAGCAGCUU
This is a messenger RNA of Xyrauchen texanus (razorback sucker), 1501 nucleotides long. RefSeq names its product chemokine-like protein TAFA-2. Lineage: Eukaryota; Metazoa; Chordata; Actinopteri; Cypriniformes; Catostomidae. The record is from RefSeq and is a predicted model, not a curated record. Gene Ontology annotation, molecular function: receptor ligand activity. The coding region runs from base 258 to 698 and encodes 146 amino acids. The transcript has 5 exons.